This is a messenger RNA of Sphaeroforma arctica JP610, 729 nucleotides long. RefSeq lists its product as hypothetical. NCBI's taxonomy places the organism in Eukaryota, Ichthyosporea, Ichthyophonida. The transcript has 5 exons. Gene Ontology annotation, biological process: activation of GTPase activity. The annotation marks the transcript as partial. Gene Ontology annotation, molecular function: GTPase activator activity. The record is from RefSeq and is a predicted model, not a curated record.
CUUUCCUGCCAUGUCUCCGUAAAUGCUCAUUUCGCACUCCCCACAUCUAUUUCGGCAGCGCAAGAACUUGCGAAUUCGGAGGACCGGCAGAAACAAUUCAAAAGCUUCCCAAAAGAUUACCCCGAGAAUGUGAAGCGGAUCAUCGGCGAAAUCGGUCGGUACCACCAAGAGAUACCACUGUUCAAGAUUAGUCAAACGAAAGACGUCUUCCUUAAGACCGUGUCUGUAUACCUGGCGAGGAAUCCACAGCAACAGCACGACCCCACACUGAUUCACAUGGCCGGGCUAUUCGUGUACGUCUACCACGACUCCCCUUCCGAGCUCUACUUCUGUUUCGAAGCUCUGAUGGACCGUCUGGGCUUCUCCGACCCCAACAACCACAAUCGCGCGCUGAGUGACUUCAUGAACGCCUUCCGCAUGUCCAUGCCUGAGCUGUACCACCACUUCGAGGACGAAGAGGUGGACGCGAGAGAUUGGGCGUUGAGUUGGAUGAAGUCUGUGCUGGCUGUAGAGCUGCCGCUGCCCUGUGCGAUGCGUCUGUGGGAUACGUACUUUGCCUACCACGAGGAUGGCUUUGCGUUACACCCCUAUGUAUGCCUAGCUAUUCUGCGGUAUCUGCGGGAAGAUCUACAGGACUACGAGCGAGACGAGAUCAUCCACCGCCUGCGCCAUCUGCCCGAACUGGACAUUGACAUGGUGUGUGCUGAGGGUGUUGACGGGUGUUUGUGA